This is a messenger RNA of Danio rerio (zebrafish), 633 nucleotides long. RefSeq names its product RNA polymerase II subunit D (gene polr2d). The record is from RefSeq and is marked validated. Gene Ontology annotation, cellular component: nucleus; RNA polymerase II, core complex; RNA polymerase complex. Gene Ontology annotation, molecular function: nucleotide binding. Lineage: Eukaryota; Metazoa; Chordata; Actinopteri; Cypriniformes; Danionidae. Gene Ontology annotation, biological process: DNA-templated transcription initiation.
GGAAGUAGAAUGUGUUUUCGUUCAGACUGCGCGCACUGGAGUUAUGCGGCUGUAUGAAGCGAAUAAACCGUGUAUUUACAGUCUGUAGUUUGAUUAUAUGAAUCUUGUGAUGGCGGCGGCAGGAGCAACGCAAGUGGGAGAUGUGGAGGAGGACGCGUCCCAGCUCAUGUUUCCUAAAGAGUUUGAGAACGCAGAGACGCUGCUGAACUCGGAGGUGCACAUGUUGCUGGAGCACCGAAAGCAGCAGAACGAGAGCGCGGAGGACGAGCAGGAGCUGUCCGAGGUCUUCAUGAAGACCCUCAACUACACAGCCAGAUUCAGCCGCUUCAAGAACCGGGAGACCAUUGCUAGUGUGCGCAGUUUGCUGCUGCAGAAGAAACUCCACAAGUUUGAGUUGGCCAGUUUAGCCAAUCUGUGUCCUGAAGCAGCCGAGGAAGCCAAAGCCCUCAUUCCCAGUUUGGAAGGGCGGUUCGAGGAUGAGGAGUUACAGCAAAUCCUGGAUGACAUUCAGACCAAACGCAGCUUCCAGUACUGAGCCUCCAUCUCUCGCUGUUCUUUUCUAUGUGUUUCUGUGUCCUGUAGUUGUUUAAUGUGCUCUUAUUUUGAACAUUAAAGUGUGUUUUUAUUAAAAAA